GUUUCCUUUCUCUUCUCUUUUUUAUAUUCUGGAGUUUGUGCUGAAAAAUAAGCUUGUUCAUAUUUUAUUUGUUCUUUCAUUUUGCCAUGCCAUUGUCUGAUCGCAUUCGCAGGCUGGCACACCGCUUCUCUGGUAAAGAGCCCACAGAUACUACCGUCAUCAACUUUCAGUCACCAUCAGUACCGCCGCUUCCACCGCGUGCUUUACCACAACCACUUCCGACAUAUCAACAACAACAACAGCAACAACAGCAGCCUUCUUUAAAGCUACCCCGACAACAGGCACAGUCGAGUCGUGGUUGCAACUUACCAUGGUCGACUGCCGAUCCACAGUCAGUUCUGAACGACCGAAUCGCCGCCAAUUCUUUUAAAGUGAGCAAGGACCUGAUCGACCCAUGGUUAAUCUCGCAGCCAGUGCCGACCAACACCUGGUGGCAGAAUCUGCUGAUUGAAAACGGAGACCAGCCGGUAGUAACAACACCUUACAUGGUGCGCUGCAUUGAUAGCGCCAUGACAGUGUGCGCGCCAACGCCGCUGGUCCAGGAGAACUAUGUGGCAUCGAUAUGGCACGACGACUGGAAGCUUGUGCUGACGGGCUGCCAGCGCCGGGUUUCUCACUUUGACCCAUUGUCAGUGACUGUCGCUUACUAUCAAAAUAAAACGCAAGUGGCCACAGUGCCACUGGUCCGUGGGUCGGCAUUUGUAACCGUGGUGUUUGACGUGCCUACAGUGCUGUGCUUAACGACUGUGCACGCGAUUCUGAGCGCAGAUGCCUGCAAUGGGCUGGGUACGGCUAUUAUAAGGUUGAACAGCGGAGCGACCUGGCUGGUAUGUUGCGAGGGUGGUGUUGAGCUCAAACAGAGCGCUGUAUCCGAGCUGGUGUCCUGUGCACCCGUGCAGGGUGCAGUGCGCCUGGCAAUGGUCAGCAAUGGCAACAGCAACGUCAAUUUGAGUGGCAAUGCCGUUGAUGAGCAGGCCGCGGUCAAAGCAUUACUUUCUGCCCGAAAUGCUGUACCAGUCGGCGGUAAUGUGAGUAUUGGCUCGGAUACCGACGGUGAGGCGACAUUUACAAUUGACUGGGCGACUAGGGGCAACAGCGGGCAUCCGCUGAUGUGUGCGCUGCCGCACCAUCAAAUGGUGUUGAACGCGGCAGAGGGCACCGAAUUGACUUGGGUCGACAGUGUUGCUGCUCAUUGGACCAGCCGCGGCCGCGUUCGCGCAGUGCUGGGAUCGCGGUGGCAAUGGGCCGAAACACUCGAGCCGCUCGGCUUUUCAGGACAGUCGCCGCUGAACGAUGCAGAUACAGCGCACCUGUGCACACUGGUUGCCGCCGACGCGCAGUCGCUCACAGACAGCCCUGCUACACUGCCGCCAGAUCCGUACUUUUUUGGCAAGGCUGUGGCGCGAGCAGCGCGCAUUGCACUGAUUGCAGACGAGAUUGGCGACGCUGCCAGCUGCGACUUGGCGGCCAGCCGCGCAAUGCAGUGGCUCGAUCCCUGGCUCAAUGGUACAAACCCCAACUAUCUGCUGUUUGACACCGAGUGGUGCGGGCUGGUCAGCCAAGCAGGGCUAUCAGAUCCGGGCGCUGACUUUGGGCAGGGCCGCUACAACGACCACCACUUUCACUACGGCUACUUUGUCUACGCAGCCGCCGCACUUGCCAAGCUGCGCCCCAACUGGGUUAAACCACGGAUCGACGCAUUCGAUCUGUUUGCUCGCGACUACUGCAACACUGCCCCGACAUCCGACGCGCACUUUCCGUUUAUGCGCUGCUUUGACUUUUACGACGGCCACUCGUGGGCCAGCGGGCUGUUUGCGUUUGCCGACUCGCGCAACCAAGAGUCAACGUCCGAGGCCAUUAACGCUUACUACGCCGCGUACCUCUACGCCGCUGCCACUGGGCGCCCCGAGAUCGCUCAGUAUGUGCGGGCAGUGCUGCAGCUCGAGGUGAGGGCGGCGCGCACGUACUGGCACCUGGGCGAUCUGACCAGCAGUAUUUACCCAGAAGAGUACGCUCGCGGCAAGGCCGUGGUCGGCAUUUUGUGGUCGAGCAAGGCAGACUUUGCCACGUUUUUUGGCAGCAAUCCAGAGUUUGUCUAUGGCAUCCAAUUUCUGCCGUACACACCGGUGUCAGCGCUGCUGCUCAAGCGUCAGUGGGUUGCUGAUAUCUGGCCAAAGUUUCUUUGCGAAGUUGCCGAGCGCUCGCAGUCAGAGCCGUGGCGCGAGAUCAUUCAUUUGGCGUAUGCUGUCGUCAACAAGAAGCAGACUGCGCACUGGAACAAAGAUAUUUCCAGCCAUGAUGACGGCAACUCUGCGUCCAACUCUUACUACUGGAUAGCCACAGCUGCCGAAUGAUACUGGUCAAAUUAGUUUGAUAAUGGUUGUUUUGUUGUUUGAAUGAUAAUUUAGAUGAUUGGAAAAAAU
Molecule: messenger RNA, 2423 nt
Organism: Kickxella alabastrina
Lineage: Eukaryota; Fungi; Kickxellomycota; Kickxellomycetes; Kickxellales; Kickxellaceae
Product: glycosyl hydrolase family 81-domain-containing protein
Exons: 1
Coding region: 87-2354 (755 amino acids)
Molecular function (GO): endo-1,3(4)-beta-glucanase activity
Source: RefSeq, a predicted model, not a curated record